AUGUAUCCUUCUGUUGCCAUCUCGCUUUGUACACUCGCUGCCUACUGUCAGUCACACCGAACGUGUCCCCGGUUCAGUAUCCAAUCACAAUGCAAGACUUUAUGUUACCUUCACGAUAUUCCAUAUCGGCCAUACUUAAAAAUGCAAUUCUCAGCAGCCUAUGACAUUUUUCUAGAAAUCCUCCAUCACAUCAGCCAGUGUCUGCGUCAGGCGCUCAAACGGGAUACCAUCAACUGGCGUAUGUUAAACACAUGCCCUGCAUGCUUUUACAAGCUCGACGAUGAACCUGCCCUCGAUUUUGAAUGGCUGGUAUCAAUUGACGGUAACAAUAGCCUGAAGCGAUGGGACUCGUCCAUCUAUGGUACCACCGCCCGAUCUGAUUCUCGCACAGCUCGUUCGGAUUAUUGGAUUCAUGCUGACACUGUUGACAAGUUUGAGAAUGAAGUCAAAUCCCGACAAACAGACUUGAGGAAUGAUGACGACUGGGAGGAUGAGCCUACAGACCCAGAUCAUCCGGGAGCAUUCACAUGCGUCAAUCAAUGGAGAAACGCUGGCCCAGACUCACAUAAGAAGAUGUUUGCCAUAUUCCAAGAGUCAGGUAUUUUUAUCGCUUCAUGCCGCCAUCGCUUUGUGCUUCUCGCGUGUGAUAUGAUCCGAAGCGGAGAACUUGUGAAAUAUCCGAUAGCGAUCAUCGACAAACUCCUUACGGUAUAUGGAAAAAAUGGAGGUUGCGCGUACAAUAUCGGUUGCGCAUUCUCGAAGACGUUAGCUAAUAGUACGUUGGGCCCUCGUGCACACGAUCUUGGCUUUCGGAUGAUGGUUGGCGCCUUCCAUGGCCAUGCGCACAAUCAAAGGUGUCAGCUUGACUGGCACCCAAUGUAUAUCUCUGGAACUGGCCAUACUGAGGGCAAGGGUUGUGAGCAUAUCUUCUCUGCAUCUAACGAGCUUGCACAUAGCACAAGGCAUGCUAACCGUUUUCAUCGCCACCAAGCCAUCGAGGAGCAUUUCGCUUUUUGGGAUGCCGAUAAGUAUGCUGCACUUAUGUCAGGUAAUUAUUUCGUUGAGACAGCCGAGCUAGAAACUAUCAAGGCCGAGCUACGCCUUAGCGACAACGACUUCCCUGGAUUCUUUGAUCAGGAAUGCAUAUAUCUGGAUGUUAAUUCUUCAUACGCCAAAUUACAGCAUGCCGAGGGGCUUGUUGCUCACUGCGAAACACUCUUAUCUGUCGAUGAGAGAUGGUUGAUUGGCGGUGACGAAUACAAAUGUUUCAAGGAGGAAGCGACACUCGGCAAGUAUCAUACUGCAUUGGAUGAACUUGAAUGUUUGGUCGUCAUGAGAUUGUUUGAACUCUCAAAGCUCUCGUUAUCGGGCACAGGAUACAAACUACGUCAACAGAUUAGUAAAGCUUUACAGCGGCGCUCGGACGCUAUUCGCAAUGUGAUAAAUUGCUACAAUAUCCAGGCUGCUUCCCUCAUCCCACUGAGACAAAUGAUCGCAUGGAAAGACAUUGCCGAAUACAGUUUCCUUGGCGAGUUUGACCUUCUGUGUGACUCUCGUACUGACAUCCAAGACAAGGAUUGGGCAAGGCCAGCUCACUGUGAGGCGACUACAAAGUACUUCAAGCUCUGCCGAGCUCGCGAAGAAAUUAUUCGACUCAAUAUUGAAAUUCGCCAGCUCCGAACUGCUAUCCAUGAUGAAACCAUUGACACGUCUGCCGUUAUCGACGAACUUCUUGUAGCUAACCCUUUGCUUGCUGCCGAGUUGAAACGCCAGUGGCGCUCACGGGCGGCUAUCAACGCUGUGCACACAUAUCAGUUAGAUCAGAUUGAGAGACUAUUUGGAUUCUCUGGUAUUAGUGGCAUUGGAACUCGCCUUGCGAAUCCUGCGUUCAGCAGACCAGUCAAUACCAAUGGUGCUAGUUCCGCACAAGCAGAGAAUCCUGAUUCUUCUGCAUCAGAAUUCCAUGAUAUUGAAGCCCUUGACCGUGAAGAGCACAAAGUGGUCACCAAAGACAUGGCUGAUUUUUUGUACUCAAUAAACGACUGA
Molecule: messenger RNA, 2046 nt
Organism: Suillus fuscotomentosus
Lineage: Eukaryota; Fungi; Basidiomycota; Agaricomycetes; Boletales; Suillaceae
Exons: 9
Coding region: 1-2046 (681 amino acids)
Source: RefSeq, a predicted model, not a curated record